Molecule: messenger RNA, 9158 nt
Organism: Cottoperca gobio
Lineage: Eukaryota; Metazoa; Chordata; Actinopteri; Perciformes; Bovichtidae
Gene: helz2b
Product: helicase with zinc finger 2b
Molecular function (GO): 5'-3' DNA helicase activity; RNA binding; RNA nuclease activity
Source: RefSeq, a predicted model, not a curated record
CGAACGCAGAUGCAGCGCACACCUGGGACCCAGCCUUAGUUCAUCACCUAUCGGAGAAUAAGAGAAAGCACAUCUACAGUCAGGUGCGGCCUCUUCGCCAGAACUCUCAGUUUAAGUACUGCAGUCAUGUCAGACAAGGAAAGCCCUGUUGGCAUGAGGCCAGCCACUGCCAGUCCGCUCAGAGCGAGGUGGAGAUGGCCGUGUGGAAAGCGGAGCACAGUGGGCUCUCUGUUCGGCCUCAUCUCCUUCAGCUGAGCCGGUGGGAGCAGACGGAGCACAAACAGGUCACCAUGUACUGCAAAGUCUGCCUCCUGGUCCUAUCCUCUCCAGAGAGCUUCUACAAGCACUGCUCCUCUUUGGAGCAUGCGCAGUUACUCUCUGAGGACACCACCACCAAGUGGAGAGGACGAGCGCCUCCACACAACCGCCAAUCUGAGUUCUGGCUCUGUGAGAGACCACAAACAUGCGAGUACGGCAACAAGUGCCCAAAAGCUCAUUCUGUGGAAGAACUGAAGGAGUGGUUGAUGCGUUCUGCAGAGGAGAAGGAGAUCAGACAAAACAUUGGAGCCCAGGGCCUCAUGUGCUAUAACGAAAGGCUUUUGGAUGAAUACAAAAACAGCAGUAAUGAAGUACACAUUAUGUCAGAACAAGUUGACGAUGUCAGCAUCUCUUGUGAUGAAGAUUUAACUGUGGAGUGUCAACACAUCAAUGCAACACUGCAAUGGAACUUCCAAGUUGAAACCGAGAGACAGCUUGUGCAUGUGGCGCUGCUAAAGCGAGAACCAGGAGCUUCAUUCACGCUUGGUGACAUCAGUUCUGAGCCCUGUAUCUACACCUCAGGUGAACACCUUCUCAAUGAAGACAUGUCCUAUGACAUCACCGUGUCUUUCACAUCCAUCAACCCAGGCCUAUAUGACCAGUGGUUAGUACUAGAUUUUGACAUGAGACCAGUGCUCUUGAAGAAACUCAGGGUAAGAGUAGGCGAGCUGUCAUCGGAUGACAUUGAACAACCAACUGUGAACCGUGGACUCACCUUUCAAAGUGCUGAGCGUUGGCAUCGAGGAAACAGAGUUAUCAUCCCAUGUUCAUCCAGGACAGAAGAACAGGAGGAACUGUUAAAGGAGUACAAGCCUCCUCUAAUUAGCUUUCUGUAUAAAUCCUCCAACACCAGCCAAACCCCUCUGAACGAUGAGAACUACAAAGAACGAAUGCACCACUUCCUGUACAACGAGGAACUGGCGGAGGACCAGAUUGUUUCAAGACUAAAUGUUUGUGGAGAAAUGACAACGUUGGACACGCUGAAGAGUACAAGGUUUGGAAUGAUGAUGGCUCCUCAGGGAGAACUGUUCUGUGCUGUCUCGAUUCCUUGUAAUCUCACACCAGACACCCCUGAAGGACUGGUACUAAAACAAAGCAUCCAGUCUGCCCUGAUAGCCCCUUUAUCCAUAAGUGGUCGAAAUUACAAGGUCCAUGAAGCCAUCAUUCAGCAAGACAAAACAAGUGAGAACAACAUGUAUUUGCAACUGUCUAAAAAAUGUUGCUCUGAUCUUAUACUCGAAAGCAAUGAAUCGUAUCAGAUGGAGGUGCAGUUUCAGUUGAAUCGCCACAGCUUCGUCACCAUGCACAAGGCUGUAGACCUCCUUCCUGAUACUAGAAGAGUGCUACCAGACCUUAACAACUGUGGAGUUCCUGUGAAUAGCAUCCACUAUGAGAAGCUCAACACAAAGCAGCAGUCAGCAAUUGACUUUAUCACGGGUAACUCCAAUGUCCGAAAUGUGGCACCACUCCUCAUCUAUGGACCAUUUGGAACUGGGAAAACAUUCACCCUUGCUUCAGCUGCCAGAGAGCUUUGUAAGCUGCCUCACAACAAAGUGCUAAUUUGCACCCACACCAACAGUUCUGCAGAUCUGUACGUCAGAGAUCACUUCCAUCCAUUCAUCGACAAGAUAAAUGAUGGAAUGAGGCCAAUUCGAAUAAAAGCAAACAAGCAAGGAAGUGCUUUGUUUGCCACAGAUGAGGUUACUUUGAAAUACUGUUUGCUUUCUGAAGAUGGACAGUGUUUUUUACCACCUACAAAAGCUGCUUCAGAUUGCCACAACAUAAUCAUAACCACCACAACAAUGGCAAGACAUUUUCAUGACCUAAAUCUCCCAGAGGGAUAUUUCACCCACAUACUAAUUGAUGAAGCCUCUCAGAUGCUAGAAUGUGAAGCCUUGAUGGCCCUUGGUCUUGCUGGGCCAAACACCAGAGUUGUUUUGGCUGGAGAUCACAUGCAAAUGGGACCCAAGCUUUUCUCAGUUGAUGAUCAUCACCGUUCAAAUCACACACUUCUUAAUCGCCUGUUCCAUUACUAUCAAGGCCAAAAGUGUGAUGCUGCCCAGAACAGUAGAAUCAUUUUCAGUGAAAACUACCGCUCAACUAAAGAAAUUGUGGAGUUUGUGUCCACCCAUUUCUACGUUGGUAAGAAUGAUGUUAUCAAAGCAAUAGGAAAUGUUCCAGCUCCUGCAAAUGGCCAUGCCCUAAAGUUUCACCAUGUUAGGGGAGAGUGUCUCUUGGACACUAGGUCUAUGUCUUGGUACAACAAAGAAGAAGUUGCUAAAGUGGCUGAAGCAGUGACUGACAUUCUCGAACACUGGCCAUUGACAUGGGGGACCAAGGACCUAAGCUCAAUCUGCGUUCUAUCUGAGGGAUAUCAGGUUCGGCAAAUUAAGACAGCACUUUUGAGAGCAGGCCUUGCUGAAGUCCAUGUUGAGAAUCUUGCAAAUGUCCAAGGCAAGCAGUUCAGGGCAGUCAUAAUGACUGCUGUGCAAACACGUGACAGCGUAAAAACAUCUCACUUGCAUGGCCUGGAGCUGUUCAAUGAUGCCCGUGUGUUAAACACUGCAAUGACUAGGGCUCAGUCCCACGUGGUUGUGGUUGGAGAUGCUGCUGCCCUCUGUAGCUUUGGCAAAUGCUCAGAAGUCUGGAAGAGCUACAUAGACCACUGCAUCAGCAACAACAGUGCUGCACCACAGCAUUUUACCCAAGAUUUCUUUGAAAAAGAUGUUAUGGAAACUGCAAGGUUUCAGAAGUCAGAACAUGUGGAUCAGAGCAGCACUCUCGGUGAUGCAAUUCUUCAAGAGUUGAAAGAUGAAUAUGAACAGCUGAAAACUGAAUAUAGUUCCGAUGAAGACAGAUUGAAAUUCAAAGACUUCCACCACCAGCAGUCAAGAUCAUCAUACAAUAUCAGUGUUGAUACAGACCUUUUGGAGUUGUGUAAAAAACAACCAGAGAUGUACACGCAAGGAAAGUUGGUCAGGGAGUCAUAUAACCGAGGUUAUGUUGUACCAUUUAACAAACCCACCACAUGCAUCAGAAUCAAUGGAAAGGCAAACCUGGGUAAGGUCUUCACUGGAGACGAAGUAGUCUUACAAACAGCAAGGGUGGUCAGUAUCACCAAGGAAGCUGAAUCAGCCCGUCUACUUGUGUGUCUGCUUGAGGAGGAGGAUCACAGCAAACCAAGACAGAAUUCUGGAGACACAUUUGUCAAAAGGACGAUGAUGCCCAUUACAAAAUCUGCACCCAAAAUACGCAUACUGAUCAACAAGAAAAGACGCAACUUCAUUCCAAUAUGGGAGCAAAUUAAUGGACAUUGGAUGAUUGCAACAUGUAAACGUCUUGAUGAAAAGCUUAUACAAAACAAUGUAUUUGUGGUGCAAGUGAUUGGCUGGAAAGAAAAUUGUUCUUUUCCAUUGGGAAAGGUCAUAGAUAUUCUUCCAAUUGGAAGUUCUUUGGUUGAUGGACUCCACAUUCUGAAUGAAGAAUUCAAAGUUGCACCCAAUAAAUGUAAAUCAGAUGAGGGUCUCCUCUCACAAGAUGAAGACAGGACACACAGAAAGGACUUAAGUAAUAUAAUCACUUUCACUGUUGAUCCCAAUGGAGCAAAAGACUUGGAUGACGCCAUCAGUGUCAGGGAAAUUGGAAAGUAUGAGUAUGAGUUGGGAGUCCAUAUUGCAGAUGUGGCAAGUUUUGUGAGUCUAGGUGGUAAAUUGGACAAGGAUGCAGAACAACGUGGGACUGCAUAUUACUGCAGCAGUGCAAGCGAAGAUCCCGUGCAUAUGUUCCCCCCAGACUUUAGCACCGGAUCCUUUAGUCUUCUGUCAGGUAAACAUCGCAGGGUUGUUUCAUUAAUGUUCAAAGUAAACAAGAAUAAAAAUGAGAUCAUUGGAAAGCAAUUCCAGCUGUCAUGGAUCAAGUCUAACCGGCAGUUGUGCUAUGAAGAGGCACAGGACAUAAUCUCCGAAAGAUAUAGAGCGGGACCUACAUUUGACUCUGUAGAAGACUGUGUCACAGUGGCUUAUUGUUUUGCAAAAGCUCAAAGGAAGAAAAGACUUGUGGAUUGGGCUUAUUCUCAACCUGAUGAUGAGAGAUUGCCAGGAAAGCGCAAAGCCAAUCUGAUGGUUGAAGAGCUGAGUGUGUUAUUUAAUACACUUGCAUCUGAGGCUUUGAUUGAUUCAGAGAAAUCGGAGAAUUGCACACCCCUUCGCUGUCAGGCAAAGCCUGAUCAUGAAAAGAUAGAAGAAUUCAAGAAGAAAUGCGGAAAAUUAAUACCUCUCUCUUUUCAUGUGCGGCACAAAGUUGACCAUGAUGAACAAGCCUUAAACUGUGAAAACUUCCGCAUACUCACAGAAGUGUGGGAAGAUAUCCAGUCAGCUGCCAGAACAGAUGAUGUGGACAAAAUGGUGGACCUUAUUGCUGCAGAUGACAUCCACCCUCUGCUCCAGCCAGUCAGUGAUCAGUUCAGAAGGUGCUUUAGUAAAGCUAAAGUCAUCUGUUCCAACUCCUCUAGCAAAGAACAGGUUCGGCAUUAUUCUCUGAAUGUAAGAUCUUACACACAAGCAUCCUCACCAAUACGGCGGUACAUGGACAUCGUCUUGCAGAGACUUUUGCACUCCUUCAUAUGUAACAGGGAAGUGCAAUACACUACACCCCAGAUUAUGACUUUGUGCAGUCAAUUUGAGGACAACCUCAAGAAUGCCAAGGAGUAUGAAAAAAAGGCUGAGCAGAUUUCCUAUGCAGUGAGCAUGAAGAAACAAAGUGCUUCAAAGUUAGCCUUUGUUGUUAGUCACAACAUAGACAGUUGUGAAGUGGCAUUUCCUUUUAACAAGAACAUCUUUGCAGAAAGUGUACCAAUUAUGUACAAAGAUUUACAGUUGUGUGACCAACCAAUUUUUGAUGAAGAAAAUGACUGCAUCACUCUUUCAUGGAAAAGGCGGAUCUACGCAGUUGACAACAUGCAAAUCCACCAAGAGUUGAAAAUGCCAGACUGUGGUCCGUGCAUUGAGCUUCCACUGACAAUAUGGAAGGCCACUAUUGAAGCAAUUGACAAAGAUGACUUGGAUCAUGCAAAGUCUCUCAUAAUGAACUCUAAUACAAAGCAACUGGAACAGCAAAAGAUUUUUUCAAAAACAUCCAAGACUAACCCCUGUGACUCCAAGGAGCAAGAGGAACAAAGUGAUCAUGAGGUUGACAUCACGCUGCAUUUGCAGAGAGGUGACACCCUUCAGAUCCAAAUGACAACAGAGGUAAAAAGAGGUUAUCACAUGCCUGCUGUUCAGUUGGUGCACAUAAAACCAAAGUUUGAGAUUUGUGUGCAUCAUGUCCACAGCCCUAUCACAUGCUUCUCCAGAUCUGCAGAUGAUCCAUCAAGGAUUUAUUAUCACGACUCCGAGGAGUAUGUACAGAUCUGGAAACCAUUGUGUGAAAUGGAAUCUGCUUCCACUGCAGUGGAUGAGAGUGACAGCAUAGUCAUCGAGAACCUAGUGGUAAACUUCAGUCAAGAGCAGGAAGGCAUCCUAACGGGAAGCUUCGUCCUACCUCUUGCAUGGAUCACUGAAUGGGCCAUUGAAUGUAACCUUUCACGGUGUUUACUGUGUAUACGGAAAAGAGGUUUGAAGUUGUCCUCAACCCCGGAACACUCCGCCCUGGUGGACCCAAGAGAGUUCACAUGGGUGGCCCAUGGUGUCACAAGAAAAGCAGAAGGUUAUAAACUGCCAAAUGAAGGAAAUAAAGUGGAGUUCUACGUCAAUCACCUGCCAAUGGAGACCAUUCCUGAUUGUGUCUUUCAGAAAAACACUUGUUUUACUGUUGAAAUAAUCCCGAAGCUCAUACCUGACAUUCGGAAAGAAGAAGCUGUGCUCAACAUUACUUCUGCAUGUGAUCUUGUCAAGGCUAUAGCACUUGGAAAACACAUUCCAAGAGAGGUAAAACCAAUGUGGCACAACACGAGGAAAGAGCUACCAGAUGGACUGCCAACGUUUAACCUGAGUCAGCAUCUUGCUGUGGAGAAAGCUCUAAAUAAUGCUUUCACAAUUAUACAGGGACCACCUGGGACUGGAAAGACAGUAGUAGGUGUGAAGAUAGUGUUCAGUUUCUUUGAGCUGAACUCUAAGAACCCACGGAAAAAUUUUGACCCAAAGGAUGAGAACAAGAAACAAGUUAUUCUCUACUGCGGCCCAUCCAACAAGUCUGUUGAUGUUGUUGCAGAGUACUUAUUGAAGUUUGGGCACAGAAUAAAGUCACUCAGGGUCUACAGCCAACAGGUGGAGAUGCUAGAUUACCCCUAUCCAGAGUGUGCUCUUCAGUUUUCCCGGAGGUCACGUCAAGAACAUGCCAAGCCAAAGCUCAGGAGCAUGACUCUGCAUCACCGCAUGCGACAGGACCCUAACCCUAAUUCAGGUCAAAUAAAAGAUUUUGAUCGACGAAUCAAACUUGCCCUUGAGAAAAAAGGAGAAGAGAUAACUGCUCAAGAAGUGAAAGAAUACAAAAAACUUCUAAGAGAUGCUCGGACAUAUGAGCUCGAACGGCAUGACAUCAUACUGUGCACAUGUACACAGUCUUCCACUCCGAGUUUGACUAAAACAGUCAGUGCACGUCAGAUCCUCAUUGAUGAAUGUGCAAUGGCCACUGAACCCCAGACCCUCAUUCCAUUAGUCUGCAACAAUCCAGAAAAGAUUGUUUUGAUCGGUGACCACAAACAGUUACAACCCAUUGUGAAAAAUGUGCGCGUGAGGAAGCUGGGGAUGGCCAAAUCUCUGUUUGAACGUUACCAUACAAUGCACAAGAAGAGGGCAGUGAUGCUGGACACUCAGUACAGAAUGCAUAAGAACAUAUGCGAGUUCCCGUCACGAGAAUAUUAUGAGGGAAAACUGAAAACUGGAGUGGAGCAGCCGAGCAGUGUCCUGCGUGUUGAAAACAAGACGAUGCCAAUGCCAAUCGUUUUUGGGGACAUCAAAGGCAAGACCAUCAGUCUAGUUGUCCACACAGCCAAGGGAAAUGAGAACUCAAAAGCAAACCAGGAAGAGAGAACCAAAGUGAUUGGCAUUGCUGAAAAGCUGGUGAAGGCCGAAAUUGACAAGAAAAGUAUUGUGAUUCUGUCGCCCUAUAAUGCCCAAGUGUCUGAAAUCAGAGAUGAGCUGAAGAAGAAAAAAAUGGAUGAAAUCACCGUUACCACAAUCACCAAAAGCCAAGGAAGUGAAUGGCGAUACGUCAUCAUAUCUACAGUGUGCUCUCUGCCAAGUAUAGAGAUUGUGAGAGAACCAGACGGAGCUUGGCUGUCUAAACAUCUGGGCUUUGUGGGCAGUCCCAACCAGAUAAAUGUGGGCAUCACCAGGGCCAAGGAGGGACUGUGCAUCAUUGGGAAUCAAGAAUUGCUGAGCUGCAGUAGCGCUUGGAGAAAGCUCCUGGACCAUUACAAGCUUCACAAUGCAGUGACAGAUGCAGACAAGAUUUCAGUGUGUUGUUCCACAUAGCUAUCUAUCCUUUUUAAGAAAUUUGUACAAGCAUCAGACCAGAGCUCCUAGACUCGCACAACUUCACACUUUAUUGUGUAUUUUUCUAUGAUGUCGUAGUAACCUUUUUAUGCAAUCUUGUAAAGUUUUAUAGCAUAUUUGGGAUUUUUUUAAAUAUUAUAUUUACAGUUUUUGUUGCGCUUUGAUUUACAUACACCUUUCUCUUUAUUGUGUAUACAUCUGUAAAUAGCAAAUCAAAGACAGUUCAAAGAUUGAAUUGUCUGGGGGUUUAAAAAAAUCCUUGUCGUUACUACAAUUUAAGAUAUUACAUUUCAGAAAUGUUGUAGGCUACAAUACAUACUUUAUCACACAAUGCUAAUGUUAACUAUGAACAGAAGACAGACAGAGUUCAGUUCUUGUUGAGUGAUCUUUAAACUCAUCUUAAGGUUUUAAAUGUAUUCCACUGUAUUUAACACUGUAUGCAAUCAUUGCUCCUGCUACUGAUGAAUGAGUCAGCAUUUGUUUUCAUUGCAAGACAGCUGGUCUUAACACUUAGACUACUCUCACUGCAUGAUGAGGCAGUUUAUAUUGCUCUCAUAAUAUUGUUUUUGAUACCUUUUUAGAUGUAUAUUCAGGGGUAAGCUGUGACUACAGAAAUGUUUAUAAAACAUUUUCAUUGCUGACAUGAAUGAGGUUGAAAAAAAUCAUUUUUAGGGCCAUUGCUCAAAAUGGCAACUUUUCUCACAAUCUGGUUGUACUUGCUUCCUGUUUUAUUUUUGAAAUGUUCACUCCCCCUUGUCAUGUUUUUUUUUUUUACUUCAUGUCCUUGUGUUUUUAUCUCCCUGUGAUUGAACCUCCUGUGUCCACUCAAGCUGCCCUUGUGUCCCAGUGUUCUUUGUCUGUUCGUCAUCCAUGUUACGUUGAUGUUCCCUGUUCCCUGCCCCGUGUUCCCUCGUGUCAUCCUAGUUUGUAUUUGCAGUUUUUCUUUUUACCUUUUUUCAAAUUCAGUUUGCAAGUAAAUGUGUGUAGAAAUGUAUACAAACAUUAAAACAUUUUAGAUUAAACAAAGAAAUUAAAACAAGAUGCAAUACAUAAACAAAACAGACUUACAGAUAGAAAAGGGAGGGGGUUUAAUCUUUUAGUUGAUAAGCAACCCAAUGUCCAGGAGCGGUCAACGGUGACUUCAAUGUUGUAGUCUGGUUUUUGGCUGAGCCGGCAGGCUAUGGGACAUACUGGGAAAUAAACAUAAAAAAAACUCUGGUUAGAAGUAAUAUCCCUAACUUCAGAGUGUUUCAACAGUCGCCAAGAAGGUGCAGUAAUGAACCUCAUUUGCCACAAUUGUGCAAGCAUAAAUCAUGGAGUUUGUCAUCUAUCUUUGAUAAUCUAAGA